Messenger RNA from Hydra vulgaris (swiftwater hydra), 695 nucleotides. RefSeq names its product interferon-stimulated gene 20 kDa protein. Gene Ontology annotation, biological process: maturation of SSU-rRNA from tricistronic rRNA transcript (SSU-rRNA, 5.8S rRNA, LSU-rRNA). Gene Ontology annotation, cellular component: nucleus. Lineage: Eukaryota; Metazoa; Cnidaria; Hydrozoa; Anthoathecata; Hydridae. Gene Ontology annotation, molecular function: nucleic acid binding; exonuclease activity. The record is from RefSeq and is a predicted model, not a curated record.
GCAAUAAUACCCAUGUCAUUAAAAAUACUCAAGUGAAAAUGGCAGAUGGUUUAAAUUCUAGAGAUACCUUUGCUUACGCCAUUAAAAAAGCAUUCAAUUAUUGGUCAGUUUUGCAAAUAUCAAGAGAGCAUGGUUUUGGUGGAAGAAAUUCAUUUGAAAAAGAGGAAUGGUUGUAUGACUCAGUUUUGCAAAUAUUUACUGAAAAUGAUGUUGUUUUUCCUGAUGAAUUAGAAGAUUUUAUCAGUGAAGCUAUAUUUAAUGAGUUUGACACUGUUGUUGAAGAUGGAACAUUAAAUGUGCUCUGCAAACAAUUAUGUGGAUUUUAUGAUAUGUGUGUUAACCAGCAGUAUCAACAAGUUCAUGAAGAGUUAAAUAAACUAGGAUCUCUGGCAAGAAGGGCACCAGCAGUGAUAGCAGUUUGCAAUGAAAGUGAUGAAAGCGAAGAAGAAAUAAACAGUCAGAAUUUUGAAAGGGUUCCAAAUGGGAAUGAAUUAAUUAGCGAAAACAAUAUACAACAAGAACAAGGUAUGGAAAUGGAAACAGAUGAAGAUAAAGAAUGGAAAGUUGUAAGAAGGUCAAAACGUUAACGAUUUUAACUCGUGAUGUUAGACAAAAAAUAUUAAAAUAAAAAGGCUUUAUUUUGCAUAUGUAAGACUAAAUUUCUAAAUAUUUCUGUUAUAUACAGGCCAUCAUUA